This is a messenger RNA of Closterium sp. Yama58-4, 2478 nucleotides long. The record is from the annotation of a GenBank genome assembly. Lineage: Eukaryota; Viridiplantae; Streptophyta; Zygnematophyceae; Desmidiales; Closteriaceae.
AUGGCUGGCAAACUCACUGACAGCACUGGCAGCAUCAUAGACGGCAAACUCACGGCCCGUACUGGCAGCAGCGUCACAGCAGUGGCGGAAAUGGCCGGCAAACUCAGCAAACUCACGGACGGCAAACUCACGGACGGCAAACUCACGGACGGCAAACUCACGGACGGCAAACUCAAGGGCGGCAAACUCAAGGGCGGCACUGGCAGCAGCGUCACAGCAGUGGCGGCUCCCCAGAUGGGGGCCCUGCAUGACGUCAUCCUCACCACUGAGGAACCUGCUGAGAAGCUUCCGGCCUCUGCUGGGGCUGUGGGGGGAGUGGUGGGGGAAGCGGUUGGGGGGCGCAGCAGCAGCAGCAGCAGCAGCAGCAGCAGCAGCAGCAGCAGCAGCAGGCGGAGCAAGGAGCUGGACGGCAUUCCUCGUCCUACUCAAGGGCCGCGCGUGCACGUGCUGUGCAACGCACGGGUGGUGCAGAUGCCGAGGGAGCGAGUGGAGCACCUGGAGACAUGCCCCUGCCUGCCGGGGAUAGCCGUACCUGUCAUGAGGCCUCCCUGGGUGCGUGUGAUGGCUCACGAUGAGAACCAGCAACAGCAUGUGUACCUGAGGCCCCUCUGGGUGCGUGUGAUGGCUCACGACGAGACCCAGCAGCAGCAUGUGUACGUGGUGAGCAUGCAGCACGUUCACAAUUCACUUCACCUGCUGCUGCUGUUACACUGUAGACUUCUUAUGCAUGCACUAUAUGUAGUAGCCAGCAUUCCCCGCACUCCUGUGUCACCUUCCUCCUCACCGCUCUUAACCGCGCUGCAGUUCAAAGGGGAAGCAGCCCGAUCCCUGCUUCGAGCCAUGGACCACUGCCACGGGAGGCUGCUGCUGGACGUGCAGGCACCUCCGUCACUCAUUCACUCCCUUCACCUUCCUCAACCCCCUCUACCGCCCUCAACCGCCCUGCAGUUUAAAGGAUCAGCAGCAUGUUCAAUUCUAAGAGCCAUGGACCACUGCCACGGGAGGCUGCUGCUGGACGGUUGUGCAGUCAUCCUCUUUCAUCCUCUUGUAUCCCUCCCUCCCGGCACCCCCUUCACCUCCCCCUCGCAGUUCAAAGGUCUAGCAGCAUGGUCAAUAGUAGUAGCCAUGGAUCACUUCCGUGGCAGGCUUCUGCUGGACGUGCACUCGCUUCUUCACACGCCUCAGACCCCCUCCUAUUGCUCCCUUCUUAAAUUCGCCCUUCAACCGCACUGCAAUUCAAAGGGUCAAGCAGCCCAGGCCGUGCUCCAAGCCAUGGACCACUGUCAUGGCAGGCUGCUGCUGGACGUGCAAUCACCCCCCUCUACUCCCCUCUGUCUUUCUCACCUAUCAUCUUGCUUCUCUGCCUGCACCCACUGUGCAGUUCAAAGAAGCAGCAGCGCGCUCUGUGCUUCGAGCCGUGGACCACUGUCACGGCAGGCUACUGCUGGACGAGCACUCGCCCCCCUCACUCCCCUCCCCUCACCUUCCUUACCCCCCUUAACCGCCCUCAACCGCCCUGCAGUUCAAAGAGCUGCUCCUCCGCGCAUGGACAGCGAUCGCUGCUUUGCAGCGUACCAUGAGGCUGGACACGCGCUGGUGGGGGCGCUGAGUCCCCUCGCUCGGGUGGAAGGAGUGUAUCUGGAGGACGAGGGCCAAUCAGCAGCACCGGGAGGGCCGUAUCGGCCAAUCAAGUACGCGGGAGGAACAGACGUUGUGUGGCGAGGAGAGAUUGAGCCAAUGCCGUUGCGACAAGUGGUGGUUCACGCCAUGGCUGUGUGGCUGGCUGGCAUGGCUGCAGAGGAGCUGAUGUUUGGCCGGGUUGACUACUUCACUCGAUCCGACGGCUGGUAUUCAUUCUCAGAUGACCUCGCAAAUGCUGCUGCGCUCGCCACGGCCUUUGCUCUCAUCUGCCGCGCUCCAGACGUGUGGGGUGCUGCACCCACCGCACCACAGGGGGAAGCACCACAGGCAAGCGCACCACAAGAGGGAAGGGAAGCUGAGUUCCAGCAGCAACAACAGCAGCAGCUGCUGCUGAAUAGUGCCAUCCACACGCCGCGCAUCACAGGCUGGCGCGUGCCCUCCUCUGCUGCCUUCCCUGACCUCUUUGGUGCCGGCCCGGAGGACCUUAGAGCAUGGCCUGAGUGCCUUGAGAUGAGAGGAGUGGGGACACACGAGCAGAGGGUGCUGCAGUUGGUUCAGAAGGCAAUGACCCUCGCCUCCUGCACUCUCCGGCAGCAUGAGAGUGCUCUGCACGCCAUUGCAUGGCGACUCGUGGAUGCUGGGGAGGCGAGUGAGAGUGAGAUUGCUGCUGCUGUCGCUGGUGCUGGUGGUGCUAGUGGUGCUGGUGCCAGUGUGAGGCUAUACAUCCAGCUGCUGCAGGGUGAUUCCUCUCAGUGUGCCAUCGGGGAGUGCAGUGCUGCAGGUGCAGGUGGUGCAGGAGGCAAUGGCCCUUGCGUGCUGCACUCUCCGGCAGCAUGA